Molecule: messenger RNA, 7063 nt
Organism: Gopherus flavomarginatus (Mexican gopher tortoise)
Lineage: Eukaryota; Metazoa; Chordata; Testudines; Testudinidae
Gene: NUP98
Product: nucleoporin 98 and 96 precursor
Exons: 33
Coding region: 160-5619 (1819 amino acids)
Biological process (GO): post-transcriptional tethering of RNA polymerase II gene DNA at nuclear periphery; protein import into nucleus; RNA export from nucleus
Cellular component (GO): nuclear pore; nuclear pore cytoplasmic filaments
Molecular function (GO): structural constituent of nuclear pore
Source: RefSeq, a predicted model, not a curated record
GCGGUGGGAGGUAGGAGCGCGAGCGGAGUGUGACGCAGUUCCCCUCCCCGUGAGGCGACGGCGGGCGUCGUGGUGGUAGCGCUCGGUCUCGGCGCGGUCGAGUCGCUCCCUCAGCGGAGCCCGAGUCCUCGGUUUAUGAAAACCUGAUACAUCUUGAAAAUGUUUAACAAAUCAUUUGGAACUCCAUUUGGAGGCAGUGCUGGUGGCUUUGGGACUACUUCAACAUUUGGACAAAAUGCAGGCUUUGGUACUACCAGUGGAGGAGCAUUUGGAACAUCAGCCUUUGGGUCAAACAAUAACACAGGAAGCCUCUUUGGGAACACACAGACUAAACCAGGAGGAUUGUUUGGUUCAAGUACGUUUAGCCAACCAGCCACCUCCUCCACAAGCACUGGCUUUGGGUUUGGAACAUCAACUGGAACUUCCAAUAGCUUGUUUGGGACUGCCAGCACUGGUGGAGGGCUCUUUUCUUCCCAGAAUAAUGCCUUUGCUCAGAGUAAACCGGCUGGGUUUGGAAACUUUGGAACAAGUACCAGCAGUGGAGGUCUCUUUGGAACCACUAACACUGCCUCCAACCCUUUUGGGGGUACAUCUGGCUCUCUCUUUGGGCCAACUAGCUUUACUGCUGCUCCAACUGGGACUACCAUUAAAUUUAAUCCACCAACCGGCACAGAUACUAUGGUAAAAUCUGGAGUUAGCACUAACAUCAGCACUAAGCACCAGUGUAUUACUGCUAUGAAGGAGUAUGAAAGCAAAUCCCUAGAGGAACUCCGUUUGGAAGAUUACCAGGCAAACAGGAAAGGGCCCUCAAAUCCAGCGGUAGCAGCGGCAGGGUUAUUUGGAUCCUCCACAGCUACAUCCAGUGCAGCUACUGGACUGUUUGGCUCCUCCACCACUAAUGCAGGUUUUUCAUACGGACAGAAUAAAACAGCUUUUGGAACCAGUACGACUGGCUUUGGAACAGGAACAGCUGGGAGCCUUUUUGGUCAGCAGCCUCAGCAGACUACCAGUCUGUUCAGCAAACCAUUUGGCCAGGCCACCACAACGCAGAACACUGGCUUUUCUUUUGGGAACACCAACACUCUUGGACAACCAAAUACAAACACGAUGGGUUUAUUUGGGGCAACCCAAGCCUCGCCGUCUGGAAGCCUUUUUGGCACAGCUGCCAACACAAAUGCUGCCACUGGAUUUGGAGCGGGAACGGGAACUGGUCUCUUUGGACAAGCCAACACAGGAUUUGGUGUUGGCGGUUCGACCCUGUUUGGUAAGCCUGCUGGAUUUGGAACCACCACGACCAGUGCUCCUUCGUUUGGUACAACUACUGGCAGCGGGCUCUUUGGUAACAAACCAACCCUGACUUUAGGAACCAAUACAAACACUUCCAAUUUUGGUUUUGGUGCGAGCACUGCUGGGAAUAGUAUCUUUGGAAAUAAGCCUGCAGCUGGAACUCUCGGCGCUGGACUGGGAACAGGAUUUGGAACAGCUCUUAGUGCAGGGCAGACUUCACUGUUUGGAAACACCCAGCCUAAAUUAGGUGCAACACUGGGAACAGGAGCAUUUGGAGCACCUGGAUUCAAUACAUCAACAGCCACCCUGGGCUUUGGAGCUCCCCAGCCUGCUGUGGCAUUGACAGACCCAAAUGUUUCAGCUGCCCAACAAGCAGCUCUCCAGCAGCACUUCAACAGCUUGACCUACUCACCCUUUGGAGAUUCUCCUCUCUUCAGAAACCCUAUGUCUGACCCAAAGAAGAAAGAAGAGAGACUGAAACCAACUAAUCCAGCAGCCCAGAAGGCUUUGACUACGCCAACCCAUUACAAACUGACCCCGCGACCAGCGACCAGAGUGCGACCAAAAGCUUUACAGACAGCAGGAUCUUCCAAAUCUCACCUCUUUGAUGGGCUGGAUGAUGACGAGCCAUCUCUAUCUAACGGUGCAUUCAUGCCCAAGAAGAGCAUCAAGAAGCUGGUUUUGAAAAAUCUCAACAGCAGCAACUUGUUUUCUCCUGUCAGUCGUGAAGCUGAAGAUCUGGAACCUCCAUCUGAGUAUCCAGAGAAUGGAGAGCGGUUCAACUUUCUAUCCAGAUCUGUUGAUGAGAACCACAGACAGGAGGGUGAGCGAGAGGAAGAGGAUGAUCACCAUGAAGUGACUAGAUUUUACACUAACCCGAUUGCCAAACCCAUCCCGCAGACCCCAGAGAAUGCAGUGCACAAACACCAGAAUAAUGUGGAUGAUACCAUUGUGGCUCUGAAUAUGCGGGUUGCCUUGCGGAAUGGCCUGGAAGGCAGCAGUGAAGAUGCUUCAUUUCAUGAUGAGUCGCUGCAGGAUGACCGUGAAGAAGAGAAUGAGAAUGUUUAUAGUCUGCACCCAGCAGGAAUUGUUCUAACAAAAGCUGGCUACUACACCAUCCCGUCUAUGGAGGACCUAGCUAAACUUACCACUGACAGAGGAGAGUGUAUUGUGACUGAUUUCACUAUAGGUCGUAAAGGUUAUGGAUCAAUUUACUUUGAAGGAGAGGUAAAUCUAACUAACUUAAAUCUGGAUGAGAUUGUGCACAUCCGCAGGAAAGAAGUUAUUGUCUAUCCUGAUGAUGAUCAGAAGCCACCUAUUGGUGAAGGCUUAAACAGACGAGCUGAAGUUACAUUGGAUGGAGUUUGGCCAACAGAUAAAACAUCUCGCUGCUUGAUAAAGAGCCCAGAACGACUAGCAGAUAUCAAUUAUGAAGGCAGACUGGAGGCUGUAUCUCGGAAGCAGGGAGCCCAGUUCAAAGAAUACCGUCCAGAGACUGGUUCUUGGGUGUUCAAGGUGGCUCACUUCUCUAAAUAUGGCUUGCAAGAUUCUGAUGAGGAAGAGGAGGAGCAUCCUUCAAAAGCGGACGCAAAGAAGUUAAAAACUGCCCAAGUGCCACCUCAGGGGCAGCUGAUACCCCAACAAAUGGCUCUAAAUGGCAAGCCAACAUCUCCAUCUCAGAGCCCAGAAGUGGAACAGCUGGGAAGAGUUGUGGAACUGGACAGUGAUAUGGCUGACAUCACCCAGGAACCAGCUCAGGAUUCAAUACUAGAAGAUAGCAUUACAGAAGAGCCGGAACUGGUGCCUGCUUCAACGCACAUUGCAUCUUCACUUGGUAUAAACCCCCAUGUGUUACAGAUCAUGAAAGCUUCCUUGCUCGCUGAUGAAGAGGAUGUAGACUUGAUCCUGGAUCAUCACUUUGGCAAACAGCCUACAAAAAUGGAUACUUCUCAAGAGAUCUGCUCUCCCAGGCUUCCUAUUUCAGCAUUGCAAGGACAGAAAAGACACUCCUCAGUUGGAGGGCUGCUGCAAUCAAAAUUUGCAAGUGUCUCUUUCCUCCAAAGUGCUUGUCUGCCAGAUUUUCAUGGACCAAGAGCUUCCUCUUUUGGCAAUCCUCCAUCUGCAGCCUCUUGGACUGGGCUUUCCCCACUACCCUCUGCAUUCUCCAUGCCCAGCGCAGCCCCAGAGGUGCAACUGAAAACAGUGGGUGCCUGUAGGCAGCAGGGGCUAAUACCUCUGGAAAAAUCUGUUACUUAUGGAAAAGGAAGACUCCUAAUGGAUAUGGCACUCUUUAUGGGACGCUCAUUUCGUGUUGGUUGGGGACCCAAUUGGACUCUUGUAAAUAGUGGAGAUAAACUGAGUGGAUCAAGUGAGCCCAAGGAUCUUCGCAAUGACUCUAUGGAAUAUGGAUUCUUGCCAACUCCUGUUGCUCCUAAAUCACUUUCAGAAUCUCCCUUCAAGGUUCAUAUAGAGAAGCUGACCUUAGAACAAAGGAAGACAGACGGAGACCAGCAGUUAUACCUCACACCUCUGGAGAUAAAGCUCAAACACAGUACUGUCCAUGUAGAUGAACGUUGUCCUCUCUUAGCAGCCAACCCAGGAGUGUCUGCCAUCCAUGACUAUGCUGACUGGGUUAGAGACUUUUGUGGAGACUCAGUUGAAAUAGAGCCUGUGGUUAAGUACUGGUGUUUGACAUGGAUGUUGUGUGAGGCAAUCUGGGGCCACCUGAAGGAGUUGGAAGCCAGCUUGGAGGAGCCCAGUGAGUACAUUGUAACCCUGGAGCGCAGGAAAGCCUUCUCCCGCUGGUUAUCACAGACUGCAGCAGCACGAAUUGAAGAGGAAGUCUCACUGUCCCAGCAUGAGAAUCACAUAGAGGCUGUAUUUAGCUACCUUACUGGGAAGAGGAUCAGUGAGGCUUGUAGGGUGGCACAGCAAUCAGGAGAUCACAGGCUUGCCCUACUCCUCUCCCAGUUGGUAGGCAGCCAGCAGGUUCGGGAGCUCCUCACAAUGCAAUUAGUGGACUGGCAUGGAUUGCAGGCAGACUGCUUCAUUCAGGAGGAGAGAUUGCGCAUCUUUGCUCUGCUGGCUGGAAAGCCUGUGUGGCAGUUAUCUGAGAGAAAAAGCAUUAAUGUGUGCUCACAGCUGGACUGGAAGCGUUCUAUUGCUAUCCAUCUCUGGUAUCUGCUUCCACCAACGGCUUCUAUUUCCAAGGCACUCAACAUGUACGAGGCAGCAUUCCAGAACACCGCGGAGUGUGAGAAAUAUGCCUGCUGUCCCUUGCCUCCCUACCUAGAGGAUUUUGGCUGUGUACUUGAGGAAGAUGACAGCACAGAGAGACCCCUGAGAGAUGUCUGCUUUCACUUGUUAAAGCUCUACAGUGACAGAUGCUAUGAUCUCAAUCAGCUGCUCGACCCCAGAAGUAUUACUUCUGACCCCUUGGACUACCGUCUUAGUUGGCACCUGUGGGAAGUACUUAGAGCCUUGAAUUACACUCAUCUAUCAGAGCAGUGUCAAGGAGUGCUGAAUGCCAGCUAUGCUGCCCAGCUCGAAAGUGAAGGACUCUGGGAAUGGGCCAUUUUUGUACUGCUGCAUACAUCUAAUACAUACACACGUGAGAAAGCAGUGCGUGAAUUCUUAAACCGCCACUGCGUGCUGUCAGAAACGCCAGAAUCCUGGACAAAGGAGACUUUCCUGACACAAAAGCUCUGCAUUCCACCAGAAUGGAUUCAAGAAGCUAAGGCAGUUCGGGCAAGGAUGGAGGGAGAUAAGCAUAAAGAGGCCCUCUACUUGUUCAAAGCUGGACACUGGAACCAGUGUCACAAACUGGUCAUCAGGCACUUAGCCUCAGAUGCUAUUAUUAAUGAGAACUACAACUACCUGAAAGGAUUCCUAGAAGAUUUGUCCCCUCCAGAGCGAAGUACACUCAUCCAGGACUGGGACACAGCGGGGCUGGUUUACUUGGACUACAUCCGGGUCAUCGAGAUGCUCGACAGGAUUCAGCAGCUGGAUUGUUCUGCAUACGAGUUGGAGAGGUUACAUACCAAAGUGACAUCUCUAUGCAAUAGGAUAGAACAGAUACAGUGCCACAAUGCCAAGGACCGAUUGGCUCAGUCUGAUAUGGCCAAACGUGUUGCUAACCUGCUGCGGGUGGUCCUGAGCCUACAGCAUUCUCCUGAACCUGCCUCUGACUCCACACCUGACGUGCAGCGAGUCCCACUUCGCCUGCUUGCUCCUCACAUUGGCCGGCUUCCCAUGCCAGAGGACUAUGCCUUGGAGGAGCUGCGCAAUCUCACGCAGUCGUAUCUACGAGAACUGACUGUGGUGACUCAAUGAAGCCUGCUUGCUUCUACAGACGGACUCUUUUUUAUCAUUUGUUGACCUUUACCCUUGAGUUUGGGGUAAACCUCCCCAUGGCAGCAGUCUCUGUAGCCACAUAGAGCUUUUCUGUAGAGGCGCAAAGUGGCUCCAUGUAUGGGCUAAUGCAGGAAUUUUUGUAACCUGGGGGAGCAGAGUAAGACUUGGACCUCUUUGGGAAGCAUCCUCAACUACAUGACAGCUUUUCUAGAGCUAAUAAAGCACUUCUUGCAGAACCCAUCUGCAAACCAGAUUGUACCUGUGGUGGAAAAGUGAUAGUUUGUACAUUUGGUCUCUUGGCAGAUACUUACUAAUCUCAUUAGCUACAGCACAGAGGACAGUGAAGCACGCUUCAGGACAAUGAUUUGGAGUGCACAGACUCAAGCUAGCGGUGCUGAACCAGUUAAGCAGAUGAAUUGUUGGUGUUUGAACCAACUGGAUGGCUUUUUAAACUGAGCUUUGUUGAAUGGAUUUGUUCUGUGGGUGGGGGAGAGUAGAGGAUUGUAACUUCUCUAAAACCAGGGUAUAGAGAGUGGGGUUCUCCCUCUGUUUUAGCAGGGAGGAUGGAAACUUGCAAAUGUGUAAACCCCCUUGUUUUAAAAGGCAGGAAAGGAAGCUUCUCUGAGUCAGGCCAGAGGGAGCUGACACAGGAGUUGCAUGUGCCUUAUGGCCUGUUCUGGCCUCUGAAGGAAACAGGCCCAGUGUGAGUUUAUCCGUGUGUAGUUUAUUGCAAGCCUUCAAUAAAACAAAGGAACUUUGUCUUGAAAUGCUGGGUUUCAUGAAUCCAGGCCAGGUGCUUCUAAUUGAGAGCAAACUCUGUGCUAGAAUUAGAACACCAUCAAGGAGGCUGGCUCACCUGAAAAGCAAAUAGCCUGGUUAUUGAAGGCUUUGGCAUUUUUAAAUUCGCUCAAGUUUUUUUUAAAAGCAGCUGCAUGUGGGGUGGCUUCCUGUGUAGAUUCAGGUACACAACAUUUACUGCACACUCUCACAUUGCAUCAGGGCUCUUUUGCACUAAAGGAAGCAGCUGCUCAAAUCAGUCCAUGUGACAAAUUGUUUUUAGCCCAGAACAUGCUGUUUUGUUUGUGUUUGCUGUGUAGCUGGAUUACAUCACUGAACAGAAAUGUCAUCAAGUGUAAGAACAUCCUGCGAGUGAACUGCUGGUAACAUCCAAUUUACUAUAGUUUGUACAGUCUUUACUUUUACUGUGUUUAGAAACUGAUUAUUUUUGGAAAAAUAAAGCUUGUCUAUUGGUCUACUCUGUAAUACUGCUGUCUGCCCACAGCCAGCCAAUCAUUGAUAAUGCUGGCAGACAAUGAGGUUUAACCUGUUAGGUGCUUCUACAGAUUGGCUCAUCAAGGGUCUUUAUGCAUGUGGAUUAUGUAAAGGUUUUUAUUAAAAUUAUAAAUAAAUGAUCUAGAUUAUU